Messenger RNA from Phalaenopsis equestris, 3283 nucleotides. RefSeq names its product pentatricopeptide repeat-containing protein At3g13880. Bases 108 to 2552 code for a protein of 814 amino acids. Lineage: Eukaryota; Viridiplantae; Streptophyta; Magnoliopsida; Asparagales; Orchidaceae. Gene Ontology annotation, biological process: RNA modification. The transcript has 3 exons. Gene Ontology annotation, molecular function: RNA binding; zinc ion binding; protein binding. The record is from RefSeq and is a predicted model, not a curated record.
UUCAACGUCAGCUUCUUUUCUGCAGCGGCCCGUCGUAGAGAGAAAGUCAUAGCCGUUGAACAUGGCUCAACCGUGGGUCGCAAUGGUUGGAUGAUUCCAAUCUAGAAAUGCAAUGCUCUUACAAGUGCUUGAUUGGCUAUUUAGAGCGGUCAUCCUACAAACUAUAUAAGGGCUUUUCUACUUCGCUCCAAUCCAUGGAUUCUCUGGCCUACUCUGAUUUUCUUCAAUCUUUUACUGAUACUCGGUCUCUCGCUCUUGGCAAAUCCAUUCACUCCCACAUGCUGCGAAACCAUGUCAAGCAAAAUCUUUUUCUCCAGAACAAUCUUCUUAACAUGUACUGCAAGUGUGGAGACAUGAACCAUGCCCAUAAGCUGUUCGAUGCAAUUCCCAGCAAAGACAUUGUGUCAUGGAAUGUGCUUGUCUCUGGAUAUUUCCAAUCAGGUUGCAGUGAUGAGGCCAUAAAUGUCUUCAAAGCUGCCAGGACAAAUCAAGUUAGCCUCGACCGCUUCGCUUAUGCAGGUGCACUUAGCAUCUGUUCUCGAACAGGAAACCUGAGCUUUGGGAAGGCAGUGCAUGGCCUUGUUGUUGUAGGUGGGUUCACAAAGCAUGCUUUUCUUACAAAUUCACUUUUGGACAUGUACUCAAAGUGUGGUCAGAUUGAUGAAGUGUGGCGUGUCUUUGAUUAUUCAGAUCAUUUAGACGAUGUAUCAUGGAAUUCAUUGAUUUCAGCACAUCUUAAGAUUGGUUUGAUCUUUGAAACUCUAAGAAUUUUUGCUCAAAUGCAUUUAUUGAGGUGGAAAAUCAAUUGCUUUGCAGUUGGAAGCAUUCUCAAGUGCUGUUCAUACUCAAACGAGUUGCUUGAGUUUGGUAAAAUGGUUCAUAGCUCUGUAAUUAAAGCUGGAUUGGAUAACGAUGUUUUUGUGGGAAGUGCCAUGAUUGACAUGUAUGCUAAGAACGGUGUAUUGGAGGAAGCAAUUAAUGUCUUUAAGGCCGUGGCCAAUCCUAAUGUUGUUGUAUUCAAUGCAAUGAUUUCUGGGUUUUGUCAGUUGAAGAUGGAAUCACAUGAUGAGCUUGCGGGCAAAUCAUUGGUCUUAUACUCUGAUAUGCGAAGGACAGGAAUGAUGCCAUCAAAGUUUACUUUCUCUACCAUUUUGAGAGCUUGUAAUCUAACUGAUUCAUUUGAGCUUGGGAAGCAAAUCCAUGCUCAAGUUUAUAAAUGUGCUCUCCAAUUUGAUGAAUUCAUAGGGAGCGCACUAAUAGACUUGUAUUCUAUUUCGGGAUCUAUUGAAGAUGGACUUUGUUGCUUUCAUUCUAUGCCUAAACAAGAUAUUGUUACCUGGACGUCAAUGAUUUCGGGCUAUAUUCAGAAUGAGUGCUUCGAAAGGGCACUGAGCUUGUUUGACAAUCUAUUGACAGUUGGAAGAAAGCCAGAUGAGUUCACUCUAUCAAGUGUUAUGAGUGCUUGUGCAAACUUGGCCAUAUCAAGGUCAGGUCAACAAAUUCAAAGUUAUGUGACCAAAGCUGGAUUUGAUCAAUAUACAAUUUGUGGCAAUGCACAAAUCUUUAUGUAUGCAAGAUCAGGUGAUAUUGAAGCCGCCAGUAAAACUUUUUAUGAGAUGGAUAAUCAUGAUGUGGUGUCAUGGUCUGCAAUGAUCUCUUGCCAUGCUCAGCAUGGUUGUGCUAAUGAUGCCAUUGCCCUUUUUAGUGAGAUGAAAAACUGUGGAGUUGCUCCUAAUGACAUCACUUUUCUUGGUGUUCUUACUGCCUGCAGCCAUGGAGGCUUAGUGGAUGAAGGAUUCAGGUACUUUGAAAACAUGAAAAGGGAAUAUGGAAUUGUACCUAAUAUGAAGCACUGUGCUUGCCUUGUGGAUCUCUUUGGUCGAUCUGGGAGACUUGAUAAGGCUGAGAAAUUCAUAAUGAAUUCAGGCUUUCAAGAUGACCCCAUUGUAUGGCGAUCAUUGUUGAGCUCCUGCAGAAUACAUCAUGACACUGAAAGAGGCAAACAUGUGGCAGAGAGGAUUAUGGAGCUUGAUCCUUAUGCUUCUGCAACUUAUGUCAUUCUCUACAAUAUGUACUUAGAUUCUGGUAGACGGUCUAUGGCUUUAAGAACAAGAAAGCUGAUGAAAGAACGAGGGGUGAAAAAGGAACCUGGACUUAGUUGGAUAGAGGUGGGAGGUUCUAUUCAUUCUUUCGUAGCAGGUGACAAGACCCAUCCCAGGAGCCAGGAAAUAUAUGCACGACUGGAGGAGAUGAUUUCGAGUAUAGAGAAGCUGGGAUAUAUAAGUGUAACUACAGAGCCAGGUGACUUAGAUUUAGAGCAAAAGGUAAAUUUGUUAAACUGCCAUAGUGAGAAGUUGGCUGUGGCAUUUGGAAUAUUAUCAUUGCCAAAAGCAGCUCCUAUCAGGGUGAUGAAAAAUUUGAGGGUGUGUGUGGAUUGCCACACAAUUAUGAAGUUGAUCUCGGCAGUUGAAGGAAGAGAGAUUGUGCUAAGGGAUCCUAUUCGAUUUCAUCGGUAUAGAGAUGGUUCAUGCUCUUGUGGUGACUAUUGGUAGCUUGAUAGUGACAUGGGUGAUACGUUAUAUCCCAUGUUAUUAUGCCUUAAGUUCCACCAAAUGGAGAAGGUACGGGCCGGAAAAUCUGCAAGCCCGUUGCAAUUUAUUACAUACAUGAUGUUAAUCCUGAUUCUCCAACUUCUAAGCAGAAUGGUUUUUAUCAACAACCGAGUUGUUAAUAGAGAUGGCUGAAAUCUUUCAACAGAAUUAGCAUGCAAAGCUUGAUUGAGAUUUCAUUGGACCAUAAAUUAUCAUUAUGAUAUUCUGAUCAUAUAAUGUACUUUCAGAUGCUAUUAGAGAUGUUUCUGAAACGUAUUUACACGACAUAGGAAAAAAAUAAAAAGAUUGGAAUGAACUGGCUUCACACCUUGCAGGCUCCUUUCACAAAUUUGUCUCUGGAUGCUGUGAAAGAGAGGUGGAUGGAAAUGUUUAAACAAUGGAAGCAGAAAAUUAUCCAAAUGAAGGAGCGAUUUUUCAAUAUUAUGAGACUUAUGGAAACAUGUGUUCAGAGGCUGGACAGUGUCUAGGCUAAUAGGCUAUGAUAUGGCUUUUGUACUUGUAUGGUGAGAAACCGUAUUGCUAAAUAUUCGUUUGGCUACACAAAGAAAGUGCAUCGGCUCCAUUUCAAUUACUCAAGGUUUUUUGUGUUAGAUGAUAAGUUUCUCAACCAACCUCUCGGGGGAUUCUAACUAACUCUAGAAUUUUCUACUUUACUCUAUAUAUAGUGCCAG